Molecule: messenger RNA, 2854 nt
Organism: Macrobrachium nipponense
Lineage: Eukaryota; Metazoa; Arthropoda; Malacostraca; Decapoda; Palaemonidae
Exons: 3
Coding region: 1021-2418 (465 amino acids)
Source: RefSeq, a predicted model, not a curated record
GGAAAGACUAGUAAUUAUUAAGAACUUGGUAUUUCAAUUGCCCUACUCUUGGUACCAUCAAACUGUCUUUCCUGCCGUCCAGUCUUUAAAGAUGGGUAGUUUGCUAACUCCUCCUCCUUCCAUAUGCUUUACUCGAGCGAAAACGGCGACGAGGAGCCAGGCAGCCCGGCCGUCAGGCAGUCUCAGAGAGAGAGACAAAGAGAAGAGAGCAGAGACCUCACUCACCUGGGAAGGUUCCUACAAUUUUGAUUCGUCCGACAUGCCUGUCUUAGGCUAAAGGCUUUUUAUUGGGAUCCCUGGUCUACGUCAUCCUCUUGAGAAAAUUCUGCCAAAAUCCAUCUGCAACGCCUUUGUGCAUGGUUCGACAAUGGUGAUUUAGCUCUCGGACUAGUAACUCUAGCUUAUUCAUAAAUUCACGUUGUUAACACAUGGGAUGGUGUUUGGUUUCGGUGUAUCGGCCCUUUUAUUUCCUUCCUGAUACUAAUGUAAACCUCAGUUGCUCAAUUGUAAGGUAAUUUUAAGUGGGUUAUUAUUCCUAUGGGUAUAUUCUUCUACCUAAAUGACCAUGACUUUUAGAUACUAAUCUUCCUGAAUAUUUCUUUACAGACAGCGAGCGAAGCAGAACGAAGGAAACGCCCUACGAUCUACGUGAAUUGCCUUGUUCUCCUACCAAUUGUUUGUAACUACGGUACUACGUCAUUUUAAAGGCUUAUUUAUGUAAUAAAUAUCAUAUUUAAUUACAUUUUUCCUUCCAACCUUUAUUUCAAACCACAGAUUUUUAUGGAGUUCUGCUUAUGGCGCCCAACGUGGGGCAACACGAAGAAAGGUGCUUAAUGAUGGUGCAGAUGAUCCAGUAGAGAAUUGACCACGACUGGGGCUCCCAAUAGUCUCUCAUAUUUCUAUUUGUAGGACAUUGAUAUUUUCCUUUCCAGGAUAUUAACAUUUUAUUGAAAUAAAUAUAAUUUUUCUUUUCAGAAAAUUAACAUUUUAUUGGUUUGCAUUUGUUAUACUUUUGUUAUAAUGGCUAACUUACAGGUACUGAUCGGACAACGAAAAGUCAUUCGGAGAAAAGUCACCGAACAAUUCAAUAGGUCUGACACCUAUUCUGCCCUUACACAAGGAGAAAGGUUAGCUAUUAAAGGUCUUCUUGUUAAUUAUAGAAACAAGUUGUCAGAGCUAGAUGAUCAAAUCCUCUUGAAGAAAUUUCCUGACAUAUCUGAUGAAGCAGAGUUAGAGCCAGAAUUAACAAGUUGCCAGGAUUAUCUAGACAAAAUUGAGCAUUGUCUACCAUUACUUGAGAUUUCAAGGAGUAAGAAUGAUUCUAAUAAUAUUCCCGACGUGGCCCGCAGUUUACUGAAACAGCCAACAGCUCCUCUUCCUAAGUUUACUAGCAAAGGAGGAGAAGAUUUCUUGAAGUUUAUAGCAGAGUUUGAGGCUACAACUAAUGCAUUUCAGUAUCCAGACAGAGAUUUACUUUUAUUGCUGAAGCAACAGGUAGACGGUCGAGCAAAGACUUUAUUAAGUUCUCUGGAAGCUGAUAAACAGAGUUAUGUAGAUGCCAAAGAACUAUUGAUUUCCGCCUUUGCUUCUAAGGAGGUUUGUAAAAACAAUGCAAUUAGGAAAAUUACGGAGUUAAGUCUAAGAGAGGGUGAUGAUCCCUUCACAUUUAUUUCCAUCCUCCGAUCAGUAUGCGAAGCAGUCAAGACUUUUAACAUUGGAGCGGAUGAAUUUGUCAGAUAUUUUGCUUGGCACGGCUUAAAUGGUCGCUUUCAGCGUCAUCUUAUUAAUAUUACAGGAAAGACUCAUCCUUCCUUAAAUGACAUUAUUUCACAUUUCUUUGCAGCUUGCGAAAGGUACGAAAGUGACGGGAAAGGUGUUGAAAGCGUGAAAUGUAAAGCUUCACCUGUCAAGACAUUAACACUCCCUCUUCGUAAAGAGAGAACUACCAGCAUGGCUGCGGAAGCAGUAACCUAUGAUAAAGACAGGUCUUCGCCUCAAUGUUCCUUGUGUUCUGCGGUUGGAAAUACUGAUAAAUUUCACUUUAUUCAUAAGUGCCCUAAUUUUCUUUCUCCUACAGAUAAAGUGCAUAUUUUAAAAUCUAGAAAUGGAUGUGUAAAAUGCGGCCAAUUUAAUCAUGUUUCCGGUAAGUGCCGUUUUAAAUUAAAGAGACGCUGUUCAAAUUGUAACAGCUGGCAUAUGACUUACCUGUGUGAUAGGAGUCCGUCACCAGGCAGAAACUCUAACAAUAUUAAUAACGGCAAAUCCAAGGUGGAAACUUCUCCUCAAAUAAGCAGCGGUGUUGCCGUCCUUCCUACUUGUCAUGGUGAUUCCAUUUUACCCACCUUUUCAUUUAAAGUUGGGGGGACUGUUUACAGAGGACUGAAGGACAGUGGUUCGCAGAGCACUUUUGUCACUUAGAAAUUGGCGGAGGAGAAUAAUCUUAAAAUCAUUAACUCUAAAGUAAAGCUAACAGUUAAUGGGUUUAAUGGCAACAAGGAGUAUUUUACUGAAAUUGUUGAAGUUCCUGUUACGAUCGGAGAUAAAUCCUUUAUAAUUUAUUGCUUGGUUGUACCAAACAUUAAUGUAGCAUUGAAAUUACCUCUGCUUGGUAGAUUAGUUGAUAAAUUUCAGGCACAAGGUGUUAAACUAGCUGAUCAAUUCCUUCAUAAAUUUUCUCAUGAAAUUGAUAAUGUUCAGCUCAUUUUAGGUACAGACUUCGCUUAUUGUAUUGCAGGUACAGAUACAGUUUUUGGAGGAAUAAAUUCAUCGAUGUAUACUGAGUGUCAUGCAGGUAUUUUGCUGUCUGGUAGCAUUGAUUUAAUGAUUAAGAAUAUUGAUAAUUUAGCUGAUACGA